GGGCCUCUGGCAUUGUGCGUUGGUUGGAUCCUGCCUCGUCUCCCGUCCGCACAGUCCCAGUGCGGGCUUCCCGAGCCCACGCAGCCGGGCGUCCGCUUGGGCACUUUUCAGGGCAGCCUGGCUCGGCUCGGCUCGGCUCCGCCCCCGGGAGCAGCGCCGACACGUGCGCUAAGCUGCCGGCCCUUCCUGUGGGGCACGAGUAAUCGUGUGCGCCGCAUCCAGCUGCGCACAGGCUGGCCCCCCGCCCCCCGGGUAUUGCUCUGGCUCCUGCAUCCUCCUCUUGGUGCUUUGCGCCUGGCAGCUCCUUGGCAUGUGGGAGCCUGGUCACUGUGCGGCGGAGCUGCCUGGUGCCAGCUUGUGCUGCCAGCCGGCACUGGGUGCGGAAGCUGUGGCGGGGUGUUCACGGGCGGUGUUCCUCUUCCUCAGGUUGACUGCACAGCAAACUCAAACACCUGUAACAAAUAUGGGGUCAGUGGCUAUCCCACCCUCAAGAUCUUCAGGGAUGGUGAGGAGGUGGGCGCCUACGAUGGGCCCAGGACAGCUGAUGGGAUUGUCAGUCACCUCAAGAAACAGGCGGGCCCCGCUUCCGUGGUGCUCAGCUCUGUGGCAGACUUUGAGAAAUUCACCGGUGACAAAGAUGCCUCUGUGGUGGGCUUCUUCAGAGAUGCAUCCAGUGAUGCUUACUCAGAGUUCAUGAAAGCAGCCAGCAACCUCAGAGACAACUACCGCUUUGCGCACACCAGCGAAGAGGACCUGGUGCAGAAGUAUGAGGAUGAUGGAGAGGGACUCCUCCUGUUCCGGCCCCCGCACCUGGCAAACAAGUUUGAGGAAGCGACUGUGAAGUAUCCAGAGGACAAGAUCACUAGCAGCAAGAUCAAGAAGUUCCUACAGGAGAACAUUUUCGGCAUCUGCCCGCACAUGACGGAAGAUAACAAAGACUUGAUCCAGGGGAAGGACCUGCUGGUGGCAUAUUAUGAUGUGGAUUAUGAGAAGAAUGCCAAGGGCUCCAACUACUGGCGCAACAGAGUGAUGAUGGUGGCAAAGAAGUUCCUGGACGCUGGCCACAAGCUGUCUUUCGCUGUUGCAAGUCGGAAGACCUUUGGCCACGAGCUCUCGGAGUUUGGCCUGGAUAGUAGCACGGGCGAGGUUCCAGUCGUUGCCAUAAAAAUGGCCAAGGGAGAGAAAUACGUUAUGCAGGAGGAAUUCUCGCGUGACGGGAAAGCUCUGGAGAGGUUCCUUCAGGACUACUUUGAUGGGAACCUAAAGAAAUACCUGAAAUCGGAGCCAAUCCCCGAGAGCAACGAUGGGCCAGUGAAGGUGGUGGUUGCGGAGAACUUUGAUGAAAUCGUCAACGCAGAAGACAAAGACGUCUUGAUAGAGUUCUACGCACCCUGGUGUGGCCACUGCAAAAACCUGGAGCCCAAGUACAAGGAGCUGGGGGAGAAGCUCAGCCAAGACCCCAACAUCGUCGUAGCCAAGAUGGAUGCCACAGCCAAUGAUGUGCCUUCUCCAUACGAAGUCAGGGGCUUUCCCACCAUAUACUUUGCUCCAGCUGGGACUAAGCAGAAUCCAAAGAAGUACGAGGGAGGCCGAGAGGUGAGUGACUUCAUCAGCUACUUGAAGCGGGAGGCGACCAACCCGCCAGUGCUGCAGGAGGAGGAGAAGCCCAAGAAGAAGAAGAAGGCAAAGGAGGAUCUGUAAGGGCCACCUGCCAUGGUGUCCAAGAAUGAGCUGUAUGUGCAUUGGGGAGGCCGGGGCCGCCGGCGGGUGGAGCCAGCGCCCAAUGCCAACGGGCUGAGGGACCCAGCUGCUGUACCUAGUUGUUUAUUUCUUCUGCCGUCUCUUAGCUGCACUGUUGGGCUGCCCCGGGUGGGGUGGGGUGGGGGUAGGGUUAUUUUCUAAUUUUUUUUGUACAUUUGGGAAAGCGGAACAAUAAAAGGAACCCCCUUUAAACCCAGGCAGUGAUGCCCUCUGUGCUUGGGUGCCUGUGGCUUGGGUGCUGGCAGCCUCCCCUGAAGGGGCAGCAGGCAGUCUCUGGGGCAGCUACAGUGAGGUGGUUAGGCCAGGGCAGCAGAGCCUAGGUGAGGGGCAGAAGCACA
Molecule: messenger RNA, 2099 nt
Organism: Alligator sinensis (Chinese alligator)
Lineage: Eukaryota; Metazoa; Chordata; Crocodylia; Alligatoridae
Gene: PDIA3
Product: protein disulfide isomerase family A member 3
Exons: 11
Biological process (GO): protein folding; response to endoplasmic reticulum stress
Cellular component (GO): cell surface; endoplasmic reticulum
Molecular function (GO): protein disulfide isomerase activity
Source: RefSeq, a predicted model, not a curated record